AUGUAUUUUUAUGUUAAAAAAAUUUUUAGGAGUACCAGAUCCGUUGAGGCCUUAACCGAAUUUGUUCAAAAACAACUUCAAGUCAGCAUAAACGAAUUCCCCACAUUGGAAUACCUCAAUGGUGCAAUUAAAUCAGAAAAGAGAAAUAUUAUUGCUUACUUCCAUUGUAGAGAUUGUGUGGAAUAUCAAAAUUUUCAGAAAAUUGCUGCUCUUUUACGCGAUGAUUGUGCCUUUUGGGUUGGUAGAGAUGCUGCUUUGACUGCCAUAAAAGAAAAUAUGAUGUCCUUUCGUGAUCCUACAACACAAGACGAGCAAAAGUUCAUUGGAAAUUUUGCCGAUUAUGAGUUUGUCAAACACUGGUUGACUGACAAAUGUAUUCCUCUUGUAAGAGAAGUUACUUUUGAAAAUGUUGAAGAAUUAACUGAAGAAGGAUUGCCUUUUCUUAUACUCUUUCGCGAUCCAAAUGAUCGAGAACAGGACAAAAUGUUUACUGAAACGGUUGCUCGUGAAUUGCAUGAUCAAAAGACGGCAGUUAAUGCUUUACUUGCUGAUGGUUUUAAAUUUGCUCAUCCUCUCAAACAUAUGGGUAAAACCUCUAAAGAUUUGCCAGUUCUUGCUAUAGACUCUUUCCAACAUAUGUUUUUGUUUGAGAAUAUGCAUGAAUUACAUGAGCCUGGCAAAUUAAGACAGUUUAUUAUGGAUUUACAUUCUGGCGAACUUCACAAAAAAUUCCAUGAGACUUUAGAUGAAAAAAUUGCCGAAAUUCAAAAGAAAGCACUUGAACAGCUUAACGAUGAUUUUGGAAGUCCUCCAAGUGAAGGAGAUGGCGGUGGCGGUGCUAAACCCCCUUCAAUAAUGCCAAAAGACACAACACCAGUACCUUCAAUAUUUAAAGAAUUGAAACCUUCAGAGAAGCGUUAUUCUCUUUUACAAAAAACUGAGCUGUGA
Molecule: messenger RNA, 948 nt
Organism: Meloidogyne enterolobii
Lineage: Eukaryota; Metazoa; Nematoda; Chromadorea; Rhabditida; Meloidogynidae
Source: the annotation of a GenBank genome assembly